CAGUACAAAUACGGUGCCGGAAUUCAUUACUAAUGUAAUUUAAAUUUCGUCCCGUCCUAGUCAGUCGAUUUUCUGGCUCCUUCCGUUACUAUGCUGGUUGUCGUCUUUGUGUCUCGGAAGUCAUUAUUUCUCGUGUCGUUUGUAAUCAUCUCUGCGGCGUUGUUCUCUUGCUGUUUCGCCUCGACUUUCACCGUUACCAAUAACUGCCCGUUCACGAUAUGGCCGGCGACGCUGUCCGGGUCCGGGGCGCCUCCGCUUCCGACGACCGGGUUUCAGUUGGACUCCGGCGAGAGCGUGAAGAUUCCGAGCGCGGCGGGGUGGUCGGGGCGCAUUUGGGCUAGGACUGGGUGUACUUUUGACGCGUCGGGCGUUGGGUCUUGUCAGACCGGGGAUUGUGAAGGGAAGCUGGAAUGCGGUGGCAUGGGCGCCACCCCGCCGGCCUCCCUCUUCGAGAUAACGCUGGGGCAAGGGGACGUUAAAGACUUCUACGAUGUUAGCAUCGUCGACGGAUAUAAUUUGCCGAUGGUUGCCGCGCCGCAGGGAGUGCUCGGAGGAUGCAACGCCACCGGCUGCCUUUCCAAUCUCAACAUGGGUUGUCCGAAAGAGCUUCAAGUGUACGGCGGCGAGGGCGAGGGCGAAGUAGUUGGGUGCAAGAGCGCGUGCGAAGCAUUCGGGCUAGCCCAAUACUGCUGCAGCGGCGAGUUUGCCAAUCCCUCAACCUGCAAGCCGUCGUUCUAUUCAACCAUCUUCAAGCGAGCUUGUCCCAGGGCUUACAGCUACGCCUUUGACGACGGCACCAGCACCUUCACCUGCAAAGCUUCCGAAUACGCCAUCGUCUUCUGCCCCACCGGUGCCAUACGCUCGCCGCCGGCCGCAGAAACCGCCAACCAGAAGUACGUAAUGACGACGGAUUAUUCUUCGCCGGUUUCGUCCUCGGCAACCACGGCCCUCCACCCCCUCCUAACAUUGGUUCUCAUCAUGUUUAUCACGUACCUUAUUUUCUGCUAACAAAAUCAUAUAGCAUGCUUGAGCUGAUGAUGAAUUGAAACCUCUGCUUUUCAAGUCGGUGGAAUCAUGGUGGAUGGGUAUUUAGGCUGUGUUGAAUCUCUGGAAA
Messenger RNA from Ipomoea triloba (trilobed morning glory), 1114 nucleotides. Its product is annotated as pathogenesis-related thaumatin-like protein 3.5. The coding region runs from base 91 to 1008 and encodes 305 amino acids. Lineage: Eukaryota; Viridiplantae; Streptophyta; Magnoliopsida; Solanales; Convolvulaceae. Gene Ontology annotation, cellular component: extracellular region. Gene Ontology annotation, biological process: defense response. The transcript is spliced from 2 exons. The record is from RefSeq and is a predicted model, not a curated record.